AUGCCGCAUAUCACAGCCGUAUCGAACCCCAUCACCAGAUUCGAGCUGAACCCGCCCGAGUCGCGCACCUUCGCCCGCCAGGAUGAGCUCCCCAAGCUCCCAAUUCCUCCUCUCGAGGAUUCGUGCCGCCGCUAUCUUGCCGCCCUCGAAGGCCUCCAAGAGCCUCGGGAACACCUCGAGACCAAGCGCGCCGUUGAAGCUUUCCUGAGGGGCGACGGGCCACGCAUUCAGGACCGCCUCAGGGCCUAUGCAAAGGACAAGGCCAGUUACAUCGAGGAGUUCUGGUAUGAGUCAUACCUCUCCCACUCAGACCCCGUCGUGCUCGCCCUCAACCCGUUCUUCGUCCUCGAAAAUGACCCAACCCCUGAUCGCGGCUCGCAGCUGCCCCGUGCCGCCUCCCUCAUCGUCUCCUCGCUCGGCUUCAUACAUGAUCUUCGCGCAGGCAUGCUCGAGCCUGACUCUGUGCGUGCAACACCCCUCGACAUGGACCAAUACACCCGCCUCUUCGGCACCGCGCGCAUCCCGACUGACAGAGGCUGUAAGAUGGAAGUCCACGAGGACUCGCGCCACAUUGUCGUCCUCCGUCAUGGACAGUUCUAUUGGUUCGAUGUUCUUGACAUGGAGAACCGGCCGGUCCUUACCGAGCGGGAGGUCCUUCGGAACCUGCAAGCCAUAGUCCAGGACGCGGACAUGCUGCCGGUGCACGAGGUCGCGCGGAACUCCAUCGGCGUGCUCUCCACGGAGAACCGCAAGAUAUGGUCGUCCCUCCGCCGCGCGCUCGCGAGCAACAGGAACAACGAGUCCUGCCUCGAGAUCGUCGACAACGCGCUGUUCGUGGUGUGCCUCGACCACGACGCGCCGUCGAACCUCGCCGAGCUGUGCAAUAACUUCCUGUGCGGGACGUACAACCUCAGCGGCGGCGUGCAGGUCGGGACGUGCACAAACCGGUGGUAUGACAAGUUGCAAAUCAUUGUAUGCGCCGACGGUGCUGCAGGCAUCAACUUCGAGCACACCGGUGUCGACGGGCACACCGUUCUUCGAUUCGCCGCGGAUAUCUUUACCGAAGGCCUCAUGCUCCUCGCGCGCUCGAUCAACCCCUCCGCGCCGACGCUCUUCCACGCGCCACUUUCGCCGUUCGCCAAGUCGUACAAACACCCGCGGGGGAGCGGCGGCCCGCCGACGCCGACGUACCUCAUCGACACCGCGCCCAAGAAGCUCGAGUGGACGCUCUUCCCCGAGCUCCGCGCGGGCAUCCGCUUCGCCGAGACGCGCCUGAGCGACCUCAUCUGCCAGAACGACUGCCAGGCGCUCGAGUUCAAGGUGUACGGCAAGAACUUCAUCACCAGCCACGGCUUCUCCCCCGACGCGUAUGUGCAGAUGGCGUUCCAGGCGGCGUAUUAUGGGCUGUAUGGGAGAAUCGAGUGCACGUAUGAACCUGCCAUGACGAAGGCGUUCUUACACGGGCGCACUGAGGCGAUCCGCACAGUGCAGCCAGCAAGCGCCGACUUCGUGAAGACAUUUUUCUCCGAAGCCAGCCAUGCUCAGAAGGUCGUUGCGCUCCGGAAGGCGUGCCAGACCCAUUCGAAGCUCACCAAGGAGUGCUCGCAGGGCCUCGGUCAAGACAGGCAUCUCUACGCGCUCUACUGCCUGCUCCAGCGCGAGCGCGAGGCGAUCGGCAGCGCGAACCGCAACGGGAACGCGAACGGCGACUCGUCGGACGACGAGCGCCCGCUGUCGCCGCUGAGCAACACGUCGUGCGGGAGCUGCUUCGGGAAACCGCCGCUGCCGUCGAUCUUCACGGAUCCGGGCUGGCAGACCCUCAGCUCGUCGAUCCUGUCCACGUCGAACUGCGGGAACCCCGCGCUGCGCCUGUUCGGGUUCGGGCCUGUCGCGGCGGACGGGUACGGCAUCGGGUACAUCAUCAAGGACGAGGGUAUCUCCGUGUGCGCGUCGUCGAAGCACCUCCAGACGCGCCGCUUCCUCGACACGCUGCAGGGAUACCUGAUCGACAUGCAGCGUAUCCUCAUCCAGCUGCACCUCUCUGCGAACCAGCGCCCAGAGCCGUUCGUCGACCACGCCGGCGUGCUGCGCGACUCCAAGACCGGGCGGCCGAUCAACGGCAAUAGCGGCGUCGCCGACGACGAUGACGCCUUCCUGCCUGGGUAUUCUUUCUUCGAUAGCGGGGAUGUAGAGCUGCUCGGGCGGCGAAAGCGGAUGCCGUCGUAUUAUAACACCGGCAAGAUCAUCCCGCUCGCUGAGUAUUCGUGA
Sparassis crispa is the source of this 2268-nucleotide messenger RNA. Its product is annotated as Putative mitochondrial carnitine O-acetyltransferase. Gene Ontology annotation, molecular function: carnitine O-acetyltransferase activity. Gene Ontology annotation, cellular component: mitochondrion. The record is from RefSeq and is a predicted model, not a curated record. NCBI's taxonomy places the organism in Eukaryota, Fungi, Basidiomycota, Agaricomycetes, Polyporales, Sparassidaceae. Gene Ontology annotation, biological process: carnitine metabolic process. The transcript is spliced from 15 exons. Bases 1 to 2268 code for a protein of 755 amino acids.